Messenger RNA from Oncorhynchus tshawytscha (Chinook salmon), 3092 nucleotides. It is a transcript of the gene twf1b, whose product is annotated as twinfilin actin-binding protein 1b. Gene Ontology annotation, cellular component: cytoplasm; actin filament; myofibril. Gene Ontology annotation, molecular function: actin monomer binding; actin filament binding. The transcript is spliced from 9 exons. Gene Ontology annotation, biological process: actin filament depolymerization; barbed-end actin filament capping; regulation of lamellipodium assembly. The coding region runs from base 110 to 1156 and encodes 348 amino acids. The record is from RefSeq and is a predicted model, not a curated record. Lineage: Eukaryota; Metazoa; Chordata; Actinopteri; Salmoniformes; Salmonidae.
AUCACAGCUAGAGGCAGGUCAAGUUACUGUAGUUCGGUUUCUUCUUCCUUGUUCUUUCCCUUCAGUCAUCUACCGGCCCGGGCGACCCAAAGCAAAGCAGACAGACAUAAUGUCCCAUCAAACGGGCAUACAAGCUGCGGAGGAAGUGAAAGACGUCUUUGCUAAGGCGAGGAACGGAGCCUAUCGCCUGCUGAAGGUCGUCAUUGAGAUGGAGACUCUGGUGCUGGGAGGCACCAAGCAUGUGUCUAAGAAGUGGGACCAGGAGUAUGAUGCCUAUGUGCUGCCUCUCCUACAGGAGGACAUGCCCUCCUAUCUCCUGUACAGGCUGGACUCUACUAACAACCAGGGAUAUGAGUGGAUCUUCCUGGCCUGGUCACCUGACCGCUCACCUGUUAGACAGAAGAUGUUAUAUGCUGCUACAAGAGCUACACUGAAGAAGGAGUUUGGGGGUGGACACAUUAAAGAUGAAAUAUUUGGCACAGUGGAGGAUGAUGUGUCGCUGAGUGGGUACAGGAAGUACCUGAUAGCACAGGCUGCUCCACAACCACUGACUGCUGCUGAGGAGGAGCUGAGGCAGAUCAAACUGAGUGAGGUACAGACAGACAUCAGUGUGGAUACUAAGCAACAGACUCUGACGGGCGUGGCCUUCCCUAUGCAGAGAGACGCCAUCCAGGCUCUGGAACAGUUCAGAGAGAAGAAGAUCAACUACGUACAGCUGGAGAUAGAUUUUAGGAAUGAGUGUAUCAAGCUGUCCAGCACCACUCCUACAGAACUGAAGGAUCUGCCCAAGAGGAUCCCCAAGGAUGCAGCCCGAUACCACUUCUUCCUGUACAAGCAUUCCCACGAGGGAGACUACCUCGAGUCUACAGUGUUCAUCUACUCCAUGCCGGGGUAUAAAUGUAGCAUCAGAGAGAGGAUGCUCUACUCCAGCUGUAAGAACCCUCUCAUCGAUACUGUGGAGAGCAACCAGCACAUCCAGAUAGCCAAAAAGCUGGAGAUUGAUAACGGUGAUGAGCUCACCGCAGAAUUCAUGUACGAAGAGGUCCACCCUAAGCAGCACGCACACAAGCAGGCCUUUCCCAAACCUAAAGGCCCCGCGGGGAAGAAAGGGGGGCGCCGGAUCACUAGACCACCAGGGGAUGGCGAAGAAGACUAAUAAAACACCCCUCCAUUUUAGUCCACAAUGGAACAUUCCACUUAGUAUAUAAGAACCCUUUAUCUGGUUGACUCCCAAAUGGCCCCCCUAUUCACUUUAUAGUGCACUACUGUUGACUAGGGCCUAUAGGGCUCUGGUUAAAAGGAGUGCACUAUAUAGGGGAUAGGGUUCCAUGUAGGACAUAGACCAUUGACAUGAAUCCCUCCUAAUGCCCUUUAACCUCAUAGACAACCAGCCUGUAGACUAUAUGAACUAUGCACACACAGACCACCACACUAAUAUAAGCCAUGACACUCAAACCUGUGAACUUACUUACAUUAGUAGCUUGUUAUUUAGACAGACAGUCGGUGCUGUGUUUUCAUGAUGAUGAGAGAGAGAGUGAACAUUUCCCUUUAGAGCUAUAAUAGCUAAUGUUUUUUAUUUCUCAUAUUAUUUGACAAUGUUUUUAAAAUAUAUGGUUCCUAAUCCUGGUUCUGGAGAGCUGGAUGUGUUUUUAAGAUAUAUGGUUCCCAAUCCUGGUUCUGUAGGUCCUGGAGAGCUAGAGGUCCUGGAGAGCUAGAGGUCCUGGAGAGCUAGAGGUUCUGGAGGUUCUGGAGAGCUAGAGGUUCUGGAGAGCUAGAGGUUCUGGAGGUCCUGGAGAGCUAGAGGUUCUGGAGGUGUGUGAGAGGAAAGACCUUUUUUCUAGUGAGCAUGUGAUACUGAUCUGAACACUUCAUCUUGUUAUUAGUGCUGAUUCAAUGCCGACAAUGUUGUAGCAGUUCUAUAAUGCCUUGUGUAAAGUCAAUCAAUAGAGAAUGUUGUUCCACAACCGCUAGCCCUUCAGGAUCAGAGUUGAGGACUGAGUUCUAUUCAUGUGACACUAAAUGGAGAAAACAGAGAGGGACCACCUAGACUUGUCCAAUAAGAAUAGCUUGUUUUCGCUUUCCGUUGAUAAAUGUUUGAAAACGUUUAGCUAUGGUGUGCCUAAUGAAUAGGACCAUGCUGAUGUAGAAGCUUGAUUUGGGAGAGAAGAGAGGCCAUGUGUGGGUCUGUGGAUGUUGUUAAGAAGCCUACAUUUUACUGUAUGCAUCUAAUUUGUACUACCACUACCAUGUCCAUAACAACUGUAUGAUUACAUGUCAGUCCAAAAUCUAGUUAGAGAUUUCUCUUUCCAUGUUCUUUUACUGAAGAAUGAAAAAUCCUAUAGAAAGUAUUUUUCUAGGUCUGUGAUGUACUGUAUGUGUGUGUGGUGUUCUGCGACUGAGAGGUCACAGCCUGAAUCAGUUGACUGUCAACCGUUAUCUGUUUGUCGGUCUGUGUGAGAGAGAGAGUGCCUGGGUGCGUCCGGAAUGGCACCCCAUUCCCUAUAUAGUGCACUACUUUUGACCAGGGCCCAUCAGAAAAGGCACCCUAUUCCCUAUAUAGUACACUACUUUUGACCAGAGCCCAUCAGAAUAGGAACCCUAUUCUCUAUAUAGUACACUACUUUUGACCAGAACCCAUCAGAAUAAGCACCCUAUUCCCUAUAUAGUGCACUACUUUUGACCCAGGUGCCAUUUCAGACGCAGACCUGUAUGUCAAUCAGGGUUGCUCGUUUGUGCAUUUCACAUCAGUGAUAUUAAUCCCACAUAAUAUGCAAUGCUUUUCAACCACAAUGCUGCAGGUCUUUCCUCACGUGACAGUGUGUGUACGCAUGUGAUGUUUAUUACAACCACAAUGAAGGGAAGGGACUGUGAUUCCCAGGUAAAAUGUCAUGGAGAAUCUGUCUACUGAUUCCAUGAAAAGGCAAACCACUAUGACAUGUUCAUGCUGUACUAGAUUACUAUGACAUUAUGUAAUUCUGAAGGAGUCCUAGUACCUUGAAACGAUCAUGUUAUGUAAUGUCUCAAAUGUGUUUUUUCUAUGAAUUAAAUUGUGUAAGGAAAUGAAAUAAAUAAAAAUAUUUAAAUUCCAUUCA